AUGAAGCUGAAGCAAUUAGAAGGCUUGCUGGGUGAUCUCGAACAGUUCUCUAAUCCUAAAGUGGAAUUGGAGCAAUACCCAACUGGUCCUCACAUUGCUUCUCGCAUGCUUUUCACUGCAGAGAAUUCAUAUGGAGACAUAACUGAUAAGGUUGUUGCGGAUUUUGGUUGCGGUUGUGGUACUUUAAGUGCUGCUGCUGCUCUUCUAGAUGCAGCUUGUGUGAUUGGAUACGAUAUCGACACGGAAUCUCUUGAAACAGCUACACUAAAUGCAGAGGAACUUGAGGUGGAGAUAGAUUUCGUUCAGUGUGACAUUACAAAACUACAGUUAAAAGGCAAGAUUGUGGAUACUGUUGUAAUGAACCCUCCAUUUGGUACACGAAAGAAAGGAGCUGACAUGGAGUUUCUCUCUGCGGCAAUGAAGGUCGCCUCUCAAGCUGUUUAUUCCUUGCAUAAGACAUCUACCAGAGAACAUAUUAAAAGAGCGGCAUUGCGCGACUUCAAUGCGAAAAGUGCUGAGGUUCUGUGUGAGCUCCGGUACGACGUGCCGAAACUCUACAAGUUCCACAAGCGAAAAGAAGUCGAUAUUGCUGUUGAUCUAUGGCGUUUUGUGCCUAAACAGAACUAG
Molecule: messenger RNA, 627 nt
Organism: Microthlaspi erraticum
Lineage: Eukaryota; Viridiplantae; Streptophyta; Magnoliopsida; Brassicales; Brassicaceae
Source: the annotation of a GenBank genome assembly